GCAGAUGGCACUAUUUACAACACCAAUUGGAAUGUACAUUGCAACACUUGUUCGCACACCACCCACGGGGCAUGUGGUGAGCAGAGCUAAGCUUUGAGGCAACUAAUGGUAUAUCAACACCGGGCUGCCCUACAAUAGUUCACAUUCUUGGAUCACUCACGGUGCCAGACAUACACAUUGCGAGUGAUACGGUCACUACCAAGGCAUCACAGAAGUGCACAACGAAGCCGUUGCCACUCAAUAACUACGAAGUGAACUUCAACCACAAAGGACACAACUUGGACCACUUCAGAGCUUUAGAGACUCUCCAAAGAUGGCAAAGAGCCCGCUGCACGCAGCAGAGGCAAUCAAAUUUGCAUGGGUAUCAAUCCAGGGAUUCAAGCCUAUGCUGCAGAGCCAGAUCAAUUGUAUGUAUUUGCCCGUUCAUGCUGCAUUGGCAGGGAGAGCUGUAGCAUGCAGCGCUGUGAAGGCUGGGCAGCCGCCUUUGGCUGAAAGCACAACAUCUGCAAACUGGCGCUCAGACAAGACAUCGCCCCCGUCCUCUGGCGAUCCCUCCGCCGCCGUUACGGACCGCUGCUUGCGCCCGUAGAUGUUC
Messenger RNA from Coccomyxa subellipsoidea C-169, 595 nucleotides. RefSeq lists its product as hypothetical. Lineage: Eukaryota; Viridiplantae; Chlorophyta; Trebouxiophyceae; Coccomyxaceae. The record is from RefSeq and is a predicted model, not a curated record. The transcript has a single exon. The coding region runs from base 410 to 589 and encodes 59 amino acids.